Messenger RNA from Penicillium egyptiacum, 1197 nucleotides. Lineage: Eukaryota; Fungi; Ascomycota; Eurotiomycetes; Eurotiales; Aspergillaceae. The record is from the annotation of a GenBank genome assembly.
AUGGGCUCCACGGAAAACGGCACUACUGACCGCGGCUUUGGGACACUGGCUGUCCACGCCGGCUCCCCUCAUGACCCGGUGACCGGCGCUGUCAUUGCUCCGAUCUCUCUGUCCACCACAUAUGCUCAGACCAGCGUCGGAAGCCCAGUUGGUCUGUACGAGUACACGCGGAGUUCCAACCCUAACCGUGAUAACUUCGAGCAAGCCGUCGCAGCUCUUGAGCAUGCCAAGUACGCUCUGGCCUUCUCCUCCGGCUCCGCCGCUACGGCCAAUAUCCUCCAAUCCCUUGCUGCUGGCUCCCACGUCGUUUCGGUCUCCGAUGUUUACGGCGGUACCCACCGAUACUUCACCAAGGUUGCUUCGGCGCACGGUGUCCACGUCACCUUCACUCCCUCCAUUGAGUUGGAUGUGGAGCAAUUGAUCCGCCCCGAGACCAAGCUCAUCUGGAUUGAGACCCCCUCCAACCCGACUCUUGGCUUGGUGGAUAUCCGGGCUGUUGCCAACAUUGCCCACCAGCACGGCAUUCAAGUCGUCGUUGAUAACACUUUCAUGAGCCCCUACGUCCAGAACCCAUUGGACCACGGUGCCGAUCUUGUUGUUCACUCCGUGACCAAGUACAUUAAUGGCCACUCCGAUGUCCUGAUGGGCGUGGCUGCAUUCAACUCUGAGGCCCUCAAGGAGCGCCUCGGCUUCCUCCAGAACGCCAUCGGUGCCGUCCCCUCCGCAUUCGACUGCUGGCUCGCUCACCGGGGUCUGAAGACCCUGCACCUGCGUGCCCGCGAGGCGACCAAGAACGCCACUGUCAUCGCCAAGGCCCUUGAGUCCUCUCCCCACGUCAUCUCCGUCAACUACCCCGGCAUUGACUCCCACCCCCACCGCGCUAUUGCCCUCAAGCAGCACCGUGACGGCAUGGGUGGUGGUAUGCUCAGCUUCCGUAUUAAGGGUGGUCAGCAGGCUGCUCAUGAUUUCUGCAAGUACACUAAGGUCUUUACCCUCGCCGAGAGUCUGGGAGGUGUUGAGAGUCUGUGUGAAGUGCCGUCCAGCAUGACCCAUGCUGGUAUCCCCAAGGAACAGCGCGAGGCCGCUGGUGUCUUCGACGAUCUUGUGCGCAUGAGCUGUGGCAUUGAGGACUCUGUGGAUCUGCACUCUGAUGUGAUGCAGGCUCUCAGCUUGGCUGCUGUGGCUCAGAAGGCUUAA